This is a messenger RNA of Nylanderia fulva, 348 nucleotides long. NCBI's taxonomy places the organism in Eukaryota, Metazoa, Arthropoda, Insecta, Hymenoptera, Formicidae. The record is from RefSeq and is a predicted model, not a curated record.
AUGGAGACGGUUUUAGCAGCUAAUCGCAUCGAUUAUGAAUCUGUGCGAGAUCUGCUUUAUUCUAAAUGUGGCAGUUUUGGUACAUCUUCUACUCCCUCAGAACGCAGUGUCACAGGGAACAUUUUGUCCAAAUUGAUCUCAAAUGAUCUUGCCAAAUUAAUAAGUUGGAGUGGAUCAGAAGGCGAUAAGAUAAAAUUUUCUGAAACACAACUAUGUGAAGUUGUAUUUGGUGCAGUUAAAUUACGUUUUCCUGAUAGCUUUUUUAUUGAAGCUAAAGCAAAGAUCAAGCGUUGGUUUCAAACUGCAAAUGGAAGGAAAGUUAAUGAGUCGCAAAAUUCUGAUGCCUAA